This is a messenger RNA of Closterium sp. Naga37s-1, 2610 nucleotides long. Lineage: Eukaryota; Viridiplantae; Streptophyta; Zygnematophyceae; Desmidiales; Closteriaceae. The record is from the annotation of a GenBank genome assembly.
AUGGAGCAACGGCUGCCAAUUCAGCUCCAGCGAGCGCUGCUGCCGUUCCAGAGGGAGGGAGUGGCGUUUGCAGUGGGGAGAGGGGGGCGCUGCCUGAUUGCAGACGAGAUGGGCGUGGGGAAGACCAUCCAGGCCAUAGCAGCAGCGGCGUGGUACAUGGUAGAGGGCCCUCUCCUCAUCGUGUGUCCGGCGUGCCUCAGACUGCAGUGGGCCGAGCAGCUGGAGAGGUGGCUGCCCUUCCUACGCCCCUCCCAGAUCCACAUUGGUAAGCCCCCUGCCCUCCCUGUACUAAGGCUGCAGUGGGCCGAGCAGCUGGAGAGGUGGCUGCCCUUCCUACGCCCCUCCCAGGUCCACAUCGGUGAGAACCCUGCUCUCGCUGCAACCAGGCUGCAGUGGGCCGAGCAGCUGGAGAGGUGGCUGCCCUUCCUACGCCCCUCCCAGAUCCACAUCGUGUUUGGCCAGCGGGACGAUCUUGUGGAGGAGGACCAAGGGGAGAGGGCGGUGGGAGCUAGCACGGAUGGUCAUUUGAAUGAGCACACGGACAAGGGAAAGAGCACAGGUGAGGCGAAUCUCGAGAGACAGCGAGAUGAGUUAGCGGAGGUGGAGCAAGGGGAGAGGGCGGUGGGAGCUAGCACGGAUGGUCAUAUGAAUGGGCACACGGACAAGGCAAAGACCACAGCUCCAGCAGUGGUGAUCACCUCCAGCGGUGGUGAUCACGUCCUUCACCAUGGCAGGGCGGCUGAGACGAACGCUGAUGAGGAGGCGAGGGAGGUGGGGCAUGGUGGUGGCGGACGAGGCACAAACCUUUCCCUUUUCCCACUUACCCCACUCAACCUCUCUCAACCCCUCGUAUCUCCCUCUAUCACAGCUCCAGCGGUGGUGAUCACGUCCUUCACCAUGGCAGGGCGGUUGAGACGAACGCUGAUGAGGAGGCGAGGGGGGUGGGGCAUGGUGGUGGUGGAUGAGGCACAUACUCGAGUGGUGGUGGAUGUGAUUCGGCGCACCAAGCGAGCCGUGCUCCUCACCGGAACUCCGUCACUCUCCAGGCAAAUACUUCGUGCACCAUCUCAACCCUUCCUCUCUUCUUUGCACCCUCUCUCCCGUAGCAGGCCCUUUGACUUAUUCAAUCUCGUCGACAGCCUCUGGCCUGGCCUGCUGGGCAUGUCCAAGUACGAGUAUGCUCACAAUUACUGCGACAGGGGGAGGGACAGUAGGGACUUCUCACGAGGGAUACGACUACGUGAGCUGCACAUCCUGCUGUCCCACACCGUCAUGGUGAGGAGUGGUGCAGUCAUCGCUAGGAGGGGUAUUCUCAGGUUGAAAGGGGUGCUCUCACACACCACUGGGUCGGCUUGGCAUGUUCUAAUGCAAGCUCGCAUGCAACUAUUGACCGGGGGAGGGACAGCAGGGACUUCUCAAGGGGGAUUCGAUUGCGACAGCAGGGAAUUCCCAAGGGGCAUUCGACUGCAUGAGCCGCACAUCCUGCUCUCGCACACCGUCAUGGUGAGGAGCAGUGCUGCCACACACUGCUGUGGUGUGAAGCGGUGCUGUCUGUCAUUUUACGACCGGCAGCCCGCUCCCUCCCCCCUCCCCUCCCCUCUUUCACCGCGGCGCUUUCCGCCGACGAGGGCGGACGCGACCACCGCGGCGAUUUCUGCCGACGAGGGCGGAUGCGACCACCGCGGCGGAUUCCGCCGACGAGGGCGGACGCGACCACCGCGGCGAUUUCCGCUGACGAGGGCAGACGCGACCACCGCGGCGGAUUCCGCCGACGAGGGCGGACGCGACCACCGCGGCGGAUUCCGCCGACGAGGGCAGACGCGACCACCGCGGCGGAUUCCGCCGACGAGGGCGGACGCGACCACCGCGGCGGAUUCCGCCGACGAGGGCGGACGCGACCACCGCCGCGAUUUCCGCCGACGAGGGCGGACGCGACCACAGCGGCGGAUUCCGCCGACGAGGGCGGACGCGACCACCGCGGCGGAUUCCGCCGACGAGGGCGGACACGAUCACCGCGGCGAUUUCCGCCGACGAGGGUGGACGCGACCACCGCGGCGAUUUCCGCCGACGAGGGCGGACGCGACCACCGCGGCGGAUUCCGCCGACGAGGGCGGACGCGACCACCACGGCGAUUUCCGCCGACGAGGGCGGACGCGACCACCGCGGCGAAUUCCGCCGACGAGGACGGACGCGACCACCGCGGCGGAUUCCGCCGACGAGGGCGGACGCGACCACCGCGGCGAUGUCCGCCGACAAGGGCGGACGCGACCACCGCGGCGGAUUCCGCCAACGAGGGCGGACGCGACCACCAUGGGCGCUCGCCGUGACCUCAACCACCCUGACAAGGGCGGACGACACAGUCGCGGGCGGAUGGCGCAGCCGCGGGCGGAUGGUGCAGCCGCGGGCAACAAAGCGCAGCCGCAAGCGAACGGCGCAGCCGCGGGCGACAAGGCGCAGUCGUGGGCGGACGCCGCAGCGGCGGGCGACAAGGCGCAGCCGCGGGCGGACGGCGCAGCCGCAGGCGACACAGCGCAGCCGCGGGUAACCCGGCGCAGCCGCACGCAACGUGACCGCACCACCCCUCUCGGUGGUGUCGUCUCCCCUCCUUGA